CUGGUUCGGUGUCCGGAAGUUUCUCCUGCGUUUGAGUAGUCCGGGAAACCCGCCAUAGACUAGCUCUUCUUUUAAACAGGUUGGCUGAGUAAACAGGGCUGAAUAAUUAACCCACCCAGACGACGAGCCGGCUGACCUCGCGUAGAUCCGGUGAAGAUUGACCCCAAAUCCGACAUGACCCAACAAGCUGCAGCUCUGCAGACCUACAACAACGAGCUGGUCAAAUGUAUCGAGGAGCUUUGCUCGAAGCGGGAUGAGCUGAACCGUCAGAUCAAGCAGGAGGAAGAGGAGAAGGAGCGUCUGCAGCACGACAUCCGCGUCCUCUCAGAGAAGCUGAGCCGAGUCAACGAGAGCCUGACGCAAAGACUCGCCGCCCGCGCCACCUUCGACCGCACCAUCGCCGAGACGGAGGCUGCAUACACCAAGAUCUUGGAGAGCUCCCAGUCUCUGCUGAGCGUCCUGAAGCAGGAGGCAGGAAACCUGAGUAAAGCCACAGAGCCUCGGAGGACGGAGCACUGAAGGCGAUGAACCUAUCCACACCUGAGUGUGGCUUCUGAUGCAGUUUACUCCCCUCUUUGGACUAUUUGUAAUAUAUUUGAAUGUUUUGUUCCUGGAUUCAAUAAAUGCAUUUCUUAAUUCUUA
This is a messenger RNA of Archocentrus centrarchus (flier cichlid), 642 nucleotides long. It is a transcript of the gene ssna1, whose product is annotated as Sjogren syndrome nuclear autoantigen 1. The record is from RefSeq and is a predicted model, not a curated record. The transcript is spliced from 3 exons. Gene Ontology annotation, cellular component: centrosome; ciliary basal body; axon. Gene Ontology annotation, biological process: axon extension. NCBI's taxonomy places the organism in Eukaryota, Metazoa, Chordata, Actinopteri, Cichliformes, Cichlidae. Bases 175 to 519 code for a protein of 114 amino acids.